UGUUUCGUCCCAAAUUGUUUCUGUGCCCAAUUCGGUCCCGGAAACGGAAAUGAUAGGAAGAGGAUUUGCGAGAAUUGUCAGCACGGAUGGAUUGAACACGGUCGUAACACUAUUGUUAAAUCUCAUACGGCUGAGGUCGCCUUCGAACCGACAACCUUCGAGACAGUUUACAGAGUGGCAAGUCUCUUUCUUUUUGGCUGUCAAGCUUGUCCUAUUAGAUUAAGGAUACUAAUGGAUAGAUUAUUCCAAUGCAUCUCGCCUGAGCAAGCGAACUCCAUCCUAAGUUCAUUUGGAUGGUCCUACGAUGAUUAUAACCGCGGAUACAUUGCUGAGGUC
Messenger RNA from Helobdella robusta, 336 nucleotides. RefSeq lists its product as hypothetical. Lineage: Eukaryota; Metazoa; Annelida; Clitellata; Rhynchobdellida; Glossiphoniidae. The record is from RefSeq and is a predicted model, not a curated record. The transcript has 3 exons. The annotation marks the transcript as partial. Gene Ontology annotation, biological process: regulation of DNA-templated transcription. Gene Ontology annotation, cellular component: nucleus.